Molecule: messenger RNA, 4045 nt
Organism: Corvus hawaiiensis (hawaiian crow)
Lineage: Eukaryota; Metazoa; Chordata; Aves; Passeriformes; Corvidae
Gene: FASLG
Product: Fas ligand
Exons: 4
Coding region: 45-929 (294 amino acids)
Biological process (GO): positive regulation of canonical NF-kappaB signal transduction; extrinsic apoptotic signaling pathway via death domain receptors; immune response
Cellular component (GO): membrane
Molecular function (GO): tumor necrosis factor receptor binding
Source: RefSeq, a predicted model, not a curated record
UCUCAGAGUCGCAGCAUCCGAGCUGGGUGUCCGCCGCUGCAGGGAUGCAGCCGUGCCAGGGCAAAGCUGGGGCUGUCCCCAGGGCUCAGGCUGGGCCAAGCCCGGCAGGUUUCGGGUGCCACAGGGAAGAGCGCACCAGGCAUGUCCAGCCCAUCCCGCUCCCGGCCAUGCAGCAGAACUUGAACUACGUGUACCCCCAGAUCUUUUGGGUGGACGGCUGUGCUGAUGCAGGUGCUUCCUGCUCCCCGGCACCACCCGUGGGUCCUUUCCCACCACCGGUACCCGACCGGAGGAGAAAGCCACGGAACAACAGGGGAAGGAGAAGCGUCGGCUUCCUCGUGAUGUUCUUGCUGAUCCUGGUGGCCUUCACUGGAGUGGGGCUGUGCAUGUUUAAGAUUUUUCACCUGGAGAAGGAACUGGAUGAACUCAGAGAGUCUGCCAGCGCUGAGCACAUCCCUCCAGCUUCAGAGAAACUCACGGGGCAGAAGGAGCAGUCACUGCAAAAGGAAGCGAGGAAGGCAGCCCAUCUAACAGGGAACCCAGCCCAGCGAGACCUCCCUCUGGAGUGGGAGCCCAUCUCUGGCCAUGCCUAUACCAGUGGCGUCCAGUACCACAACCGGGGGCUGGUCAUCAACGAGCCCGGGCUGUACUUUGUGUACUCCAAUGUCCUCUUCCGCAGCAGCGCCUGUGACAGCCAGGUCCUGUCCCACGUCGUGUACAAGAGAAACCCAAACUCUCCGGGCAGCCUCGUGCUCAUGGAGGACAAAGGCAUCAACUACUGCACAGGGCAGAGGAUGUGGGCCCGGAACAGCUACCUGGGGGCUCUCUUCAAGCUCAGGAAGAUGGACAGUUUGCAUGUCAACGUCUCCAAAAUCGCUCUGGUUAAUUUUGAGGAAUCCAAGACUUUCUUCGGCUUGUUUAAGCUUUGAAAUGGAGCAUGGCUGGCAGCCCCUUCACACACACACACGGAUAUGUGAGGGGUGAGUGCUGCCUGGGCACAGUGGCACCACAAAACCCAUUGAGAAACCAUGUUUGAGUUUCCCAGCAGGAGGGGGUUCAAGCAACUGGUAAAGGCUUGAAAGCAGACACCUGGAAAGCACUGUACUGCAUCAGCCUGAAGAGAAUUGCACAUAUUCUCCUUACAAAAACCCCUGACAAACUCAAAACAUAGCGUGCUGAAGACCCUGUUGGAACUCACUACUUGCUACCUGAGAAGAUACUGGGACCUGCUGCUCCACGUGGUGUCACGGCCCUGGUGGGGACAGCUGGUGGGUGGGUGUUAAGGAGGUGCCUGAGUCAUGGCAUGACACCACAGUGGGAAUGAGUAGUGUGAACAACUGCUCCCCCUGAGCCACAGCUGGCCACCCUGCCCAGCACUGUGACUGCUGUACCACAGGCACUGCCGGCUAGCUGGGCUGGAACAGGUGCUGUGCUCAUUUUGUGUUAUCGACCACUCCCAUCCCAGAAAAUGCUCCCCAACCCCUUUAUUUAACUCAUCCCAACAUGCCAGAAGCAGCAGUGCCAUGAGGGGUGUCCCAGAAGUGGAAGCCUGACCGCACCGUGGUGGUGGGGAUGGUGGGGUGACCACAGGCUCUGCUGAUGUAAUCUGAGCAACACAGCAGUGCAGAGCAGUGGGGCUUGAGGUGAAAGCAGCACCUCAAACCCCCCCUCCUGCCCCUGCAGCACAUGAGGGUCCUCCAUGGAGGUCUGGUCUGCCACCCCUUUCAUGAUGCAGGUGGUGACAUGCUGGCACCUGUCAAUUGCAUGACUUCAGCUGGGCCCCUUGUCAUGAGUUGUUCUCUCCUGAGCAAAACACAGAUGGUAAAUAUAUAUUUUUCUAGUGAAUGGUACUGUCCUCUCCUCAUUUGGUGCAACAGGCUUCUGCCAUGGUCAAAGCACUGCAAGGCCUCUGUGAUCAGGGGUCAGCAUCUCAUUCCUUCUCCAGCAGUGUGGCAGAAAUCUGGGAGUCUCAUCCCACUUUGCUGCCUUCUUGGCAGUGCCCAGUGUCCUUUCCAUGAGGCUUUGGAGCUCCAGCAUCAAAACUGGAUCUGGGGAUGGGGGAGGUAUGGUGUGGGCAGCACAGACCAGGCAGCCCAAGCCCACUUUGACCACCAGGAAGGACCUGAGCUCAAACCACAGUUUUGAGCUUGAGUGGAACCGGGGUGCUUUUGGCUGAGCAGAAAUGCUGCUGUCCCCAAAGGCGCCAUCUGUGUGAUCUCUGGCCACAGAAGCCCUUCUCACAGAGUGGUCUGAAGGGCAAAGAAAUGGUGUAAAAAAAACCCCAAACCCUAUUUGUUCCUCCUGGUGUCAGGUCCAUGGAGUUCUAACCCUGGGGCUGCCACUCACAUUGCCACCAGGCAGGACACAAAGGCUGUAGCUGUGGUACAUCAUCACCUUUGCCUGGGCUCCUGCCUUCUUGCAGCUCUGCUGUUGGUGUCAGUGAGUGUGGCUCUUCAGCAGACUGAAGUAUUUGUUUCCUUUUCCAUGGUGCUGCUCUCAGCUUGGUGCUUGUGGCUUGUAGUUUGUGCUGUUUGCUUCAGAGAAGUUUAUUUCUUUGAAUCUUCUCAGGGGUCUGGCUACUGCUGUGGCCAGUGUGAAGGGAAAACUGCGCCCCUGUUCAUGCAGCCAUUGCUGAUAUUUCUACUGCAUUUCUCAGGAUGGAAAGUAUCUCAAAAGGAUGAAGCUUAGGGACUUUAUGGCUUGACUGAUUCUUUCUCACUGCCUUUGCCCCUGCACGUAUCAGAGGGGCAAACUGCACAGCGCAGAGGUGGAGCUGCUGGACCCAGACCCUUCCAGGAAAGGCUGGAAAUUGCUGUCCUCUUCUGAUUGCUGUUUGUGUUGUGUUGCUCUCCUAGUGAUGAGGCAUCCAAGUGGGGAGUGGGAAUCUGCAUGUAUAUGUGCCUGCAAGCUUGCAGCUGUCUCUGUAGCCAAACUAGCCGAGCACAUCGUGUGCUUCCCUUCUUUACCGGGAAGCAGCCUGGAGAGAAGCAGGGCAUUCCGUGCCCAUAGGAAGCCUGCCCUGAAGUUACUCUGUCUGCUAGUACGGUGUUGGAAGGGCUGGAACGAUCCCAAAGGCUUCUCUAGGUCAGCACCCAGUAACUCAUGCAGGCUGUGGCUGUAGUCAGCUCUGGGGCAGGAUGAGCACUUGCACUCACUGUGUACCAGGAAGGGACAAGAUCUGUCCUUAUCUGAAAUGCUAAAGGCACCACAGACCUGCAUGUUUUGGAGGCAGUGGCACAGUGGGGUGGACAGUCUUGUUACAAAAUAGUGCCGAGUCUCCUGAGGUGAACAGAGCUGGUUUAUCCCUGCGGGAUCAAGCUGCGGCUCUGAGACUCGCUCCUGAGUCAGAGCGGCCGUGACCACGCGCAGUCAGCGGCUCAGCUGCCAGUGAGACACGGUUCUGCUCGGUGAUCCCUUCCUCAAAUAUCCCUCUAAACUGCCCAGAGCAAAGCCACUGCUCGUGGGCUCGGACUAAAGAUUGGAAGUGAGGCCAUGACAGGAUUACACAAUUGCAAGCUGCAUGGAGUCAAUUCAUGGGCUGCUUGUGCCACACCGACUUUAUUAAAGUCAUCUGCUUAUCUAGCUAAUUAGCAUUUAUUUAAAGAAAUUUUUGCUAAUUGUUACCAUUAAAUACUCAAUGAGUAUUAAAUUCUGACAUUAGGCUCUCUCAGGCUGAGAGAGGUGGGGUUAUUCAUCCUGGAGAAGUUUCCAGGGAGACCUUAGAGCCCCUUCCAGUGCCUCAAGGGGCUCCCACAGAGCUGGAGAGGGAUUUGUGACAAGAACAUGGAGUGACAGAACAAAGGGGAAAUGGCUUUAAACUGAAAGAGUGUAGGUUUAGAUUGGACAUUGGGAAGAAAUUCUUCCCUGAGAGGGUGGUGAGUCAGGUUGCCCAGAGAAGCUGUGGAUGCCACAUCCCUGGAAGUGUUCAUGGUCAGGUUGGACAGUACUUUGAGCAACUUGGUGUAGCAGAAGGGGUCCCUUCCAUAAACAGGGGUUGGAGCUAUCGUUAAGUCAAACUAUUCUGUGAUUUUUAAUAGCUCUUGGA